Messenger RNA from Ascoidea rubescens DSM 1968, 1398 nucleotides. RefSeq names its product Reh1p (gene REH1). Gene Ontology annotation, biological process: ribosomal large subunit biogenesis. The transcript has 3 exons. The record is from RefSeq and is a predicted model, not a curated record. Lineage: Eukaryota; Fungi; Ascomycota; Saccharomycetes; Ascoideales; Ascoideaceae. Gene Ontology annotation, cellular component: preribosome, large subunit precursor. Bases 1 to 1398 code for a protein of 465 amino acids.
AUGGAUCCCAAUCAGUCUAACGUCUUGAACAGUGUCAUCCACCCUUCCAACCCCAGUAGCACUUUUUUCACCUGCAAUACAUGUCUUAUCAAGUUCAUUUCAAGCGACUUGCAAAAGCUCCAUAUGAAGUCUGAGUGGCAUAGGUACAACUUGAAAAGAAGAAUAGCCAACUUACCCUCGAUUUCUCAGGAGACCUUUAUCACAAAAUUCAAUAUCAAUAGUUAUACUAGUUACUCCAAAUAUUUGAAUAAUAAAUCAAACCAGUAUGAAGACGAGUACGGUUUUAUAUUGUAUAGCAAAAAGAAAUCAGGCAAUAAUAAACAAAUAACUAAGAAAGAAAUGAAAAAACAAUCAAAAUUGGUAAAUUCAAGAGGCAGACUUUUGGCUAAUAAUCAUUUCAAUAAUACUAUGAACAACAACAUUUCAGUAAUAAGAGACUCAACUCCCACAAAUACUGUUGUUUCUGAAUUUUCUGCUUUUUCUUUGUCUGAUAACCAUCAUCGCCUUGAAAUCAACAACCACAAUCAAACUGAUUCAAAUUUCGACUCAAAUUUUGAUUCUGAUUCUGAUUCUGAUUCUGAUUCCGAUUUUAAGCAAAACUCUCAAAUUGAACUAAUUCCAAUAAAUGAUUGUCUUUAUUGUGGUAAAACUUUUGAUAAUUUAGGUUCAAAUUAUAAUCAUAUGUUCAAAAACCAUGGCUUAUUUAUACCAAAUUUGGAAAAUUUAAAAAAUCUAGAAAAUUUGAUUUAUUUUUUAAGCCAAAUAAUUUCAAUUGAAAAAGAAUGUUUAAUUUGUGGAUUUGUUGGUAAAAAUCUAUUUAGCAUUAGAUCUCAUAUGAAAGACAAAUCUCAUUGUUAUUUUCCUUAUGAUUCAAAGUAUGAUCGUCAACUAUUUGCUCCAUUUUAUAAUAAUGAAAGCAGCAAUGAUGAUGACAAUGAAACUGACAACAGUAAUGGCAAUGGCAAUAGUAAUAAUAAUGUCAGUAAUGAUAGUACUGAUAAUAACAAUGAAAAUAAAAAUGAUAAUGAUAGCGAAUUAAAUUUUGAUGAAAUUGAAGAUGACAACAAUUCUCUAUCUUUUUUAGAUCAAACUGGGACUCAAUUGACUUUACCAAAUGGAUCCAAAAUUGGACAUCGUUCAAUGGCUAGAUAUUACAAACAAAAUUCGACCUCUCGUUCAAGAAAUUCUAAUGAUGAUGUCAGGACUCUUGUACUAGCUGAUAGCCGUUUAACAAUCAACAACUCCGACAGAUUUACUGAUAUAAAUAGAAUAAAUUAUUUGAAAGAGACCAGUAAGGAAAAUUAUAUUUGUGAGAAUAGAAAUUUAAGAAACCAGUUUAAUAAUUUGAAAAAUCUCAAUAAUAAGAAACAUUUUAGAGAUAAGAUUUUAGGUAGUUGA